AUGCUCCGACAAGGUGUUCUGCGGAGGGGCGUCCGUAUGUUCGCGACGGCCGUUGCUCCGCGCGAGCCCAGCGCGCAUACGAUCGCCGUGUCGAAGGCGCAGGGUAUUUCCAAUAACCUGACUGAAGCCAUCGGAAACACGCCCCUCAUCCGCCUCACCCACCUCUCUAACGAAACCGGCUGCAAUAUCCUCGGCAAGGCCGAGUUCAUGAACCCCGGCGGCUCGAUCAAAGACCGCGCAGCCCUCUACGUAGUCCUCGAUGCCGAAGAGCGCGGCCUCCUGCGCCCGGGCGGCACCGUCGUCGAAGGCACGGCGGGAAACACGGGCAUCGGCCUCGCCCACGUGUGCCGAUCGCGGGGUUACAAGCUCGUCAUCUACAUGCCCAACACGCAGUCCCAGGGCAAGAUUGAUCUACUGCGACUCCUCGGCGCUGAGGUCUACCCCGUGCCCGCCGUGGCCUUCGAGAACCCGGAGAACUACAACCACCAGGCGAGGAGGCACGCUGAGGCUCUCGACAACGCCGUGUGGACGAACCAGUUCGAUAAUAUUGCGAACAGGAGGGCGCACAUCGAGACUACGGGCCCCGAGAUCUGGACGCAGACCGAGGGCAAGGUCGAUGCGUUUACUUGCUCGACUGGCACGGCGGGUACGUUUGCAGGUGUUACGCGCUAUCUGAAGACCGUUUCGGACGGGAGAGUCAAGGCCAUCCUCGCCGAUCCCCCCGGCAGCGUGCUCUACUCGUACAUCACAUCGGGGGGCAAGCUCACCGAGCGCUCUGGGUCUUCCAUCACCGAGGGUAUCGGCCAGGGUCGCGUGACGGAUAACUUGAAGCAGGACAUCGACCUCGUCGACGGCGCGGUGAGCAUCAGCGACGCGAAGAGCAUCAACAUGGUCUAUAGGUGUCUAGAUGAGGAGGGUCUCUAUCUCGGCGCGAGCUCGGCGCUCAACGUCGUCGCCGCUAAGGAAGUUGCCGAGAAAUUGGGCAAGGGAAGUACCGUUGUGACGGUGCUUGCUGAUGGUGCCUACAGGUACGCCGAUAGGCUGUUCUCGAGGAAGUGGUUGGAGAGCAAGAACCUUUUGGGUGCGAUUCCUAAGCAUCUUGAGAAGUAUAUUGUACUACCUUAG
Messenger RNA from Scedosporium apiospermum, 1125 nucleotides. Its product is annotated as Cysteine synthase. Gene Ontology annotation, molecular function: cysteine synthase activity; pyridoxal phosphate binding. The transcript has 2 exons. Bases 1 to 1125 code for a protein of 374 amino acids. The record is from RefSeq and is a predicted model, not a curated record. NCBI's taxonomy places the organism in Eukaryota, Fungi, Ascomycota, Sordariomycetes, Microascales, Microascaceae. Gene Ontology annotation, cellular component: cytoplasm.